CAUGGAAGAACUUAUUAAGUUUAUUGCUGUGCGAAUUCGCCGCUGUGACUUCCUUCGCAACAGCGCAAGAAAAUGCUUGCAAAUUAACCAAGGAUGUUGAAAAGAGACAUUGUUCCUUUUACUUGCGUGGGCUCACAAAAACAGGAAGUGUCCUAGGACCAUGAUAAUCACCUUCCGGUUGUCGUGUUGCCUUGGAAACGGAAUGCGCCAGUUACAUAACAUUUGUGGUGCUAAUCUCUUUUCGGCAUAAUGAAUCCUGAAAAUUGUGAGGGAACUUUGGCAGUGCCUCUAGGAAAAGCACUAAACUCCAUCCAGUGUAUCAGAGACCGAGUAAGAGAUGGAGAAUCAAGUGAUCAUGGUGGAGCAUUCAAUUUCUCCUUGAUCUGGGAAAGUUUGAACCAGGCACUGGAGGCAAUGUCUCAGGAUAUGACAAACCUGAACCUGGCCUCCUCAAAACCCCCGCAGCCAUCUUUACAAGAUGGAGAAAAACUGGUAGUGUCUGUUUUGAACAGCAUACAGGCUCUGAGUGAAGUUUAUGACCGCCUUCACAAAAGCCAAGGGGUGACGCUACGGCGACAGGUCAGGGAUGCUACUGUGGAGGUCCUGGAUGGCGUUUUACAGCUGGUGGAGGUCAUAAUCAGCUCACCACUGCAAAGCCUGACCCAGGAGCAGAUCACGUCCACUAGAGGAGUUUGGUCUGCUUGUGAUCGCUUUGCUCGGCUACCAAAAGGUAAGCAGAAACAAAUAAGGCAAAACUCAGCUGAUCAAAAUGUUGAUCAGCUUCAUUAGCAAUUGUCAAACAAAGUCGCCGGA
Molecule: messenger RNA, 813 nt
Organism: Poecilia latipinna (sailfin molly)
Lineage: Eukaryota; Metazoa; Chordata; Actinopteri; Cyprinodontiformes; Poeciliidae
Product: cyclin-D1-binding protein 1 homolog
Exons: 6
Coding region: 250-789 (179 amino acids)
Cellular component (GO): nucleus
Source: RefSeq, a predicted model, not a curated record